This is a messenger RNA of Trichomycterus rosablanca, 812 nucleotides long. It is a transcript of the gene cxcl18b, whose product is annotated as chemokine (C-X-C motif) ligand 18b. The record is from RefSeq and is a predicted model, not a curated record. The transcript has 4 exons. NCBI's taxonomy places the organism in Eukaryota, Metazoa, Chordata, Actinopteri, Siluriformes, Trichomycteridae. Bases 106 to 465 code for a protein of 119 amino acids. Gene Ontology annotation, molecular function: chemokine activity. Gene Ontology annotation, biological process: immune response. Gene Ontology annotation, cellular component: extracellular region.
UGAAAGUUGUGCUGUAUUCUUCACUUUAUACUUUCACUCCACAGAGAAAGUCGGUCUUCACCUUUUCUCUUCGAGCUACGUCAUAUUUCCAGUCGAUCUGUCACGAUGACUUUUGUAAUCAAGGCUCUUGGUUUGUUCCUGGUUGCUGCCAUUUGCCUCCAGCUCAUCAGUGCACAAAUGGUACCUGACAGAUGCAGGUGUGUUCAGACAACAUCAAGGAAUUACACCCUGAACAGAAUAAUGGAGUUCUCCGUCACUCGACCACGAAGCCGCUGCAAAGACACCGAAAUCAUACUGACGAUGAAGAUUGUGAAAGCACUUACAAACAAAAAAGUGCAACGGUGUCUGGACCCAAAGACAGAGCUGGCAAAGACCCUUCAGGAGUGCUGGGACAGGGUUAAUACAGACAGAAAAGAGACCAUCCAGGCCAGCGAGUGUUUACAGAAAAGCACUGAAAGAAAAUGAAAGCAGAAGAGCAGGAUGUUGAGAACAAGAGCGAGCAGGGGGGAGUGAGUGUGGAAACUCCAGAAAUGCAGCAUGCAGAAAUCCUGUCGGACAUGUGACCAAACAAUCCAAUGGGAAUGCUGACAAUCAGACCUGGCCUCCUUAUGGUGCUGGGAAAGUCCACGCAUCCAAAUUCUGUCAAGCACAGAUGUUAUCCAGGAAUGAGAGGAAAAAACAACUUGUUCAGAUUACUGAAGCACUGCUGAAUGUUUUACAUGCUUUAUAAUCUUUACUGUUCUAUUUAAAUACUGAUCAUGUAAAUAAUAAUGCUAUUUUUGUAUUCGUUGAUAUCUAUAAUAUAACUUAAA